AUGGCCGAACAAUCGGAUCUGACUCUUUUUGUCAAGGUACUUUUCGUUUUGGAAAGUGCAUCUUUUUGUUGGUUUUUCGAUGUUAGCAGGGGGCUGACCGUUUCUUUUGUACCUUCCAACAGGCCUCGACGAUAAACGAGUCCGAUUUCGGCGCCGAUGUAUUUGCUCAGAGGUUUAUGAUGAUGCUGGUUUUGAAAGAUCUCUCGGUCAACAUCGAACUCGUCGAUGCGAUUAAGAGCAGGACAAUGAAGAAGUUACCUGCUCUAAAGUUCAUGGAUAAUGACUUGAUCGAGGACCCAGGCGAUAUCGAGAAUUUGAUCAAGCGCAUGCCAGACCAUCCUCUUGAAUGUACAAAUGAUGAAGUGAAUGCACUGGUUUCCAAGGGCUGUGGAAGCAGAGUGUACCACAAGUUCUGCCAACUAGUCAAAAACGCAGAUCCAAACACUGAUGAUAAGCUCAAAGCAAAUUUAAAGGAGGAGCUUAAAGCUCUGGACUCGUUUUUAAGGUCUGAUGCUAUGCCGGGAAGAUUUCUGGGCGGCGAUUGUCUGCUCAUUCCGGAUUGCAUCUUGCUUCCCAAGCUCUUGCACAUUAAAGUCGUCGCUAAAGCCUUCAAAGACUUUGAAAUUCCCGAAGAAUUUGAAGGCAUUCACCGAUACAUGGACGCAGCCAACGGGAAAGACUUGGAAAAUCCUGAUAGUAAUGUAGAGGCUUUUACUAGGACCUCACCGUCAGAGGAAGUGAUCGUAGAUGCAUGGGCCCGUUCGAUGAAAGUUCCAAACCCUUUUCAGCACAAGAAAAAGAAAACACCGUCCACUUCAUGA
Messenger RNA from Porites evermanni, 821 nucleotides. NCBI's taxonomy places the organism in Eukaryota, Metazoa, Cnidaria, Anthozoa, Scleractinia, Poritidae. The record is from the annotation of a GenBank genome assembly.